Messenger RNA from Aricia agestis (brown argus), 13392 nucleotides. Its product is annotated as serine-rich adhesin for platelets-like. Gene Ontology annotation, molecular function: chitin binding. Lineage: Eukaryota; Metazoa; Arthropoda; Insecta; Lepidoptera; Lycaenidae. The record is from RefSeq and is a predicted model, not a curated record. The transcript has 14 exons. Bases 89 to 13162 code for a protein of 4357 amino acids. Gene Ontology annotation, cellular component: extracellular region.
CACGCGCGUUCACUGCAGCUAUCUUUCCAAUAGUUUAAAAUGAUGUGAUGGGAUUAUAGUAACGGUCACAAAGUCUUUCAGCAUUCAAAUGAUCAUAUUAUGUUUCCUACUUUUGCUCGGUACUACCUGGGCAGAGUUCCUACCGAAUGGGUGUCCGUCUAACUUCGGCAUCCAUUACCUGCUGCCGCACGAGACCGACUGCGGCCUCUUCUACUCAUGCAGUAAUGGACAGAAGAUAUUAAUGCCAUGUGGACCCGGCACACUCUUUGACGUUAAUUUACAGGUUUGCAAUCAUGCGGUCCUAGUGAACUGCGACAGAUAUUCGACAACGACUACAACAACAACCACCGCAGCACAAACAAAGACAACCGCUGAACCAACGUCAACCGCAGCACCAACGAUAACCACACCAACUGCACCACCAGCGGCAACGGCAAACACAGAACCAACGAGAACCACUACCGCAGCACCAACAACAAUAUCAGUGGAUCCAGAUUGUCCCCUAGGCGAGCAGGUCUUGAGACCACACGAAACCGAGUGCGGACUCUACUAUGAAUGCAACGACGGAACGAAAACGCUGCAAUAUUGCCCAAAUGGAAAAUAUUUUGACGAAAUUGUUCAGGGCUGCGAUUGGCCUGAAAAUGUGAACUGUACAAGUAGUCAAGAGAAUAAGGAAUCUAGCGAAGACGCUGAUUUGCUACCGAACGGAUGCCCUGCCGAUUUCCACGUGCAUAAACUCCUGCCUCACGAAUAUGACUGCACGAAGUUUUACUAUUGCAACUUUGGUGUCAAAGUCGAAAGAGAGUGUAGCGGAGGCACACAUUUUAAUGCGAAGUUGCAAGUAUGCGAUUGGCCAUGGAACGCGGGUUGUGAAAAUGGUAGCAAUGAAGGCGGCGAAGUAAACACCAGUACAGAAACAGAAGAAAUAAGAGAAAGUAAUGAGUCUGGUGAAAAAUUGGAAAGUGGCGAGGCCGACAUACAACUUUUGCCUAACGGGUGUCCGUCUGAUUUCAGCAUACAUAAGCUACUGCCACAUGAAAGUGAUUGUUCAAAAUUCUAUUAUUGUAAUUACGGCGAGAAAGUUGAAAGAGAUUGCGGACCUGGUACCUACUUUGACGUGGUAUUGCAGGUUUGCAAUUGGCCUUAUGCUGUUAACUGUACACUGGUGGAAACUACAACUCGAAGAGAAGAAACAUCUACGCAAGAAUCAACGGAAAAUAUUAGUACGACGGUGGGUGACGGUGCUACCAUGGUAACGACAGUCGAGCAACAUACAACUGAUAAUAUUAAAACAACAACUACCUAUUCCACAACAGAUUCAACAAAUACAGAGAAAGAAAAUGAGUCUACAACAGUGAGCAGUGAAACAACUGACGAAAUUACAACAAUCAGCAAUGAUGUAACUACAAGCACAGAAACAACACAAUCUUCGAGUACAAUAACCGAAAUAUCUACACCUGAUGUAGAUACCACCACAGCUAAUACGAAUGCAGAAUUAACAACAGAAGAAGACCUUGCAUAUUCAAGAACAACUCCAGCGCCUAUCGAAAGUACAACAAGAGGCCUUCUGGAAUCAACUCACAUAGAAUAUCAAACAACAGAUGUAUAUACAACAAGUGAAACAACAACUGCUAAGAAUGAUUUGACAACAACUGAAAAAGAAAGUACUGAAACUUUAAUAACUACGACUGAAUUGCAUUCUACUGAAAAGCUGCAAACUACAACAAUCUCAACAACAGAAGAAAAUGGAACGAAACCGUCAUAUUACACUACAACGACUGAAGCGACUACAUUGCGUACAGAUACACCAACAACUAAACACCCUGACACAGAAUUCACAACAGAGAAUGAACAACCCACUUUCCCAGAUAUAACUACUGAAUUAUCAGAUACUAAUAGGACCACAACGCAAAGUCCUUAUACAGCUUCAACAACCGAAAUAAAAGAAACAACAUACCCAGAUAUAACGACAGAAGUGCAUACAUCGGGAACUGAUAGUACCACAACGCAAAGUCUUAACACAGAUUCAACAACUGAAAGAGAACUAACGACGUCACCAGAUAUGUCAACUGAAAGUGUAGAUAGGAGCACAACGCAAAGUUCUAGCACAUAUUCAACUACCGAAAGAGAUAUAACGAUGUCUUCUGAUAUAACAACAGAAAGUAUAGAUAGGAGCACAACGCAAAGUUCUAACACAGAUUCAACGACCGAAAGAGAACUAACAAUUUCUCCAGAUGUAACAACAGAAAGCAUAGAUAAGAGCACAACGCAAAGUUCUAAUACAGACUCAACGACCGAAAGAGAACAAACAACGUCUCCAGAUAUGACAACAGAAAGCAUAGAUAGGAGCACAACGCAAAGUUCUAACACAGAUCCAACGACCGAAAGAGAACUAACGACGUCCCCAGAUGUAACAACAGAAAGCAUAGAUAAGACCACAACGCAAAGUCCUAACACUGAUUUAACAACUGAAAUAGAUCAAACAGCAUUCCCAGAUAUAACAACAAACGUGUAUACAUCGGGCACAGAUAGGACUACGACGCAAAGUCCAUAUACAGAUUCAACGACCGAAAGGGAACAAACGACAUCUCCAGAUGUGACAACAGAAAGCAUAGAUAGGAGCACAACGCAAAGUUCUAACACAGAUUCAAUGACCGAAAGUGAACUAACGACGUCUCCAGAUGUAACUACAGAAAGCAUAGAUAGGAGCACAACGCAAAGUUCUAACACAGAUCCAACGACCGAAAGAGAACUAGCGACAUCCCCAGAUGUAACAACAGAAAGCAUAGAUAGGAGCACAACGCAAAGUUCUGGCACAGAUUCAACAACCGAAAGAGAACUAACGAUGUCUCCAGAUGUAACAACAGAAAGCAUAGAUAGCACAACGCAAAGUUUUAAUACAUAUCCAUCGACCGAAAGAGAACUAACAACAUCUCCAGAUAUGACAACAGAAAGCACAGAAAGGAGCACAACGCAAAGUUCUAACACAGAUUCAACGACCGAAAGAGAACUAACGAUGUCUCCAGAUGUAACAACAGAAAGCAUAGAUAGCACAACGCAAAGUUUUAAUACAGAUCCAUCGACCGAAAGAGAACUAACAACAUCUCCAGAUAUGACAACAGAAAGCACAGAAAGGAGCACAACGCAAAGUUUUAAUACAGAUUCAACGACCGAAAGAGAACAAACGACGUCUCCAGAUGUGACAACAGAAAGCAUAGAUAGGAGCACGACGCAAAUUUCUAACACAGAUUCAACGACCGAAAGAGAACUAACGACGUCUCCAGAUGUGACAACAGAAAGCAUAGAUAGGAGCACAACCCCAAGUUCUAACACAGAUCCAACGACCGAAAGAGAACUAACGACGUCCCCAGAUGUAACAACAGAAAGCAUAGAUAAGACCACAACGCAAAGUCCUAACACUGAUUUAACAACUGAAAUAGAUCAAACAGCUUUCCCAGAUAUAACAACCAAAGUGUAUACAUCGGGCACAGAUAGGACUACGACGCAAAGUCAAUACACAGAUUCAACGACCGAAAGGGAACAAACGACAUCUCCAAAUGUGACAACAGAAAGCAUAGAUAGGAGCACAACGCAAAGUUCUAACACAGAUUCAAUGACCGAAAGUGAGCUAUCGACGUCUCCAGAUGUGACCACAGAAAGCAUAGAUAGGAGCACAACGCAAAGUUCUAACACAGAUUCAAUGACCGAAAGUGAACUAACGACGUCUCCAGAUGUGACAACAGAAAGCAUAGAUAGGAGCACAACCCAAAGUUCUAACACAGAUCCAACGACCGAAAGAGAACUAAUGACGUCCCCAGAUGUAACAACAGAAAGCAUAGAUAGGAGCACAACGCAAAGUUCUAACACAGAUUCAAUGACCGAAAGUGAACUAACGACGUCUCUAGAUGUAACUACAGAAAGCAUAGAUAGGAGCACAACGCAAAGUUCUGACACAGAUUCAACAACCGAAAGAGAACAAACGACGUCUCCAGAUGUGACAACAGAAAGUAUAGAUAGCACAACGCAAAGUUUUAACACAGAUCCAACGACCGAAAGAGAACUAACGACUUCCCCAGAUGUAACAACAGAAAGCAUAGAUAAGACCACAACGCAAAGUCCUAACACUGAUUUAACAACUGAAAUAGAUGAAACAGCAUUCCCAGAUAUAACAACAAAAGUGUAUACAUCGGGCACAGAUAGGACUACGACGCAAAGUCCAUACACAGAUUCAACGACCGAAAGGGAACAAACGACAUCUCCAAAUGUGACAACAGAAAGCAUAGAUAGGAGCACAACGCAAAGUUCUAACACAGAUUCAAUGACCGAAAGUGAGCUAACGACGUCUCCAGAUGUGACCACAGAAAGCAUAGAUAGGAGCACAACGCAAAGUUCUAACACAGAUUCAACGACCGAAAGAGAACUACCAACGUCUCCAGAUGUAACAACAGAAAGCAUAGAUAGGACCACAACGCAAAGUUCUAACACAGAUUCAACGCCCGAAAGUGAACUAACGACGUAUCCAGAUGUAACAACAGAAAGCAUAGAUAGGAGCACAACGCAAAGUUCUAACACAGAUUCAAUGACCGAAAGUGAACUAACGACGUCUCUAGAUGUAACUACAGAAAGCAUAGAUAGGAGCACAACGCAAAGUUCUGACACAGAUUCAACAACCGAAAGAGAACAAACGACGUCUCCAGAUGUGACAACAGAAAGUAUAGAUAGCACAACGCAAAGUUUUAACACAGAUCCAACGACCGAAAGAGAACUAACGACUUCCCCAGAUGUAACAACAGAAAGCAUAGAUAAGACCACAACGCAAAGUCCUAACACUGAUUUAACAACUGAAAUAGAUGAAACAGCAUUCCCAGAUAUAACAACAAAAGUGUAUACAUCGGGCACAGAUAGGACUACGACGCAAAGUCCAUACACAGAUUCAACGACCGAAAGGGAACAAACGACAUCUCCAGAUGUGACAACAGAAAGCAUAGAUAGGAGCACAACGCAAAGUUCUAACAUAGAUUCAAUGACCGAAAGUGAACUAACGACGUCUCCAGAUGUAACUACAGAAAGCAUAGAUAGGAGCACAACGCAAAGUUCUAACACAGAUCCAACCACCGAAAGAGAACUAGCGACGUCCCCAGAUGUAACAACAGAAAGCAUAGAUAGGAGCACAACGCAAAGUUCUGACACAGAUUCAACGACCGAAAGAGAACUAACGAUGUCUCCAGAUGUAACAACAACAAGCAUAGAUAGCACAACGCAAAGUUUUAAUACAGAUCCAUCGACCGAAAGAGAACUAACGACUUCCCCAGAUGUAACAACAGAAAGCAUAGAUAAGACCACAACGCAAAGUCCUAACACUGAUUUAACAACUGAAAUAGAUGAAACAGCAUUCCCAGAUAUAACAACAAAAGUGUAUACAUCGGGCACAGAUAGGACUACGACGCAAAGUCCAUACACAGAUUCAACGACCGAAAGGGAACAAACGACAUCUCCAGAUGUGACAACAGAAAGCAUAGAUAGGAGCACAACGCAAAGUUCUAACACAGAUUCAAUGACCCAAAGUGAACUAACAACGUCUCCAGAUGUAACAACAGAAAGCAUAGAUAGGAGCACAACGCAAAGUUCUGACACAGAUUCAACGACCGAAAGAGAACUAACGAUGUCUCCAGAUGUAACAACAACAAGCAUAGAUAGCACAACGCAAAGUUUUAAUACAGAUCCAUCGACCGAAAGAGAACUAACAACAUCUCCAGAUAUGACAACAGAAAGCACAGAAAGGAGCACAACGCAAAGUUCUAACACAGAUUCAACGACCGAAAGAGAACAAACGACGUCUCCAGAUGUGACAACAGAAAGUAUAGAUAGGAGCACAACGCAAAGUUCCAACACCUAUUCAACUACCGAAAGAGAACUAACAACCUCUCCAGAUGUAACAACAGAAAGCAUAGAUAAGAGCACAACGCAAAGUUCUAAUACAGACUCAACGACCGAAAGAGAACAAACGACGUCUCCAGAUGUGACAACAGAAAGCAUAGAUAGGAGCACAACGCAAAGUUCUAACACAGAUCCAACGACCGAAAGAGAACUAACGACGUCCCCAGAUGUAACAACAGAAAGCAUAGAAAAGACCACAACGCAAAGUCCUAACACUGAUUUAACAACUGAAAUAGAUGAAACAGCAUUCCCAGAUAUAACAACAAAAGUGUAUACAUCGGGCACAGAUAGGACUACGACGCAAAGUCCAUACACAGAUUCAACGACCGAAAGGGAACAAACGAUAUCUCCAGAUGUGACAACAGAAAGCAUAGAUAGGAGCACAACGCAAAGUUCUAACACAGAUUCAAUGACCGAAAGUGAACUAACGACGUCUCCAAAUGUAACUACAGAAAGCAUAGAUAGGAGCACAACGCAAAGUUCUAACACAGAUCCAACGACCGAAAGAGAACUAGCGACGUCCCCAGAUGUAACAACAGAAAGCAUAGAUAGGAGCACAACGCAAAGUUCUGGCACAGAUUCAACAACCGAAAGAGAACAAACGACGUCUCCAGAUGUGACCACAGAAAGCAUAGAUAGGAGCACAGCGCAAAGUUCUAACACCGAUUCAACUACCGAAAGAGAACUAAUAACCUCUCCAGAUGUAACAACAGAAAGCAUAGAUAGGAGCACAACGCAAAGUUCUAACACAGAUUCAAUGACCGAAAGUGAACUUACGACGUCUCCAGAUGUAACUACAGAAAGUAUAGAUAGGAGCACAACGCAAAGUUCUAAUACCUUUUCAACUACCGAAAGAGAACUAACAACCUCUCCAGAUGUAACAACAGAAAGCAUAGAUACGAGCACAACGCAUAGUUCUAACACAGAUUCGAUGACCGAAAGUGAACUAACGACAUCUCCAGAUGUAACUACAGAAAGCAUAGAUAGGAGCACAACGCACAGUUCUAACACAGAUUCAACGACUGAAAGAGAACAAACGACGUCUCCAGAUGUAACUACAGAAAGCAUAGAUAGGAGCACAACGCAAAGUUCUAACACAGAUUCAAUGACCGAAAAAGAACUAACGAUGUCUCCAGAUAAAACAACAGAAAGCAUAGAUAGCACAACGCAAAGUUUUAAUACAGAUCCAACAACCGAAAGAGAACUAACAUCUCCAGAUAUGGCAACAGAAAGCACAGAAAGGACAGAAAGGAGCACAACGCAAAGUUCUAACACAGAUUCAGUGACCGAAAGUGAACUAACGACGUCUCCAGAUGUAACUACAGAAAGCAUAGAUAGGACCACAACGCAUAGUCCUUACACAGAUUCAACAACCGCAAAAGAACAGACUACGGCCCCAGAUAUAACAACAGUAGUGUAUACAACGGGCUCAGAUAGGACCACGACGCAAAGUCCUCACACAGUUGUUACAACCGAAAGGGAACAAACAACAUCCCAAGGUAUAACGACACAAGUGUAUACAUCGGGAACAGAUAAGACCACAAUGGAAAGUCCUAGUACAGAUUCAAUCACCGAUAUAGAAUGGGGUACAGACAAGACCACAACGCAAAGUCCUUACACAGAUUCAACAGCCAAACAAGAACAAACUACAUCUCCAGAUGUAACAACACAAGUGUAUACAUCAGGCACAGAUAGGACCACAACACAUAGUCCUAGCACUGAAAUAGAACAAACAACAUACCCAGAUAUAACGACUGAAGUGUAUACAUCAGGAACAGAUAAGACCACAACCCAAAGUCCUAGCACAGAUUCAACUACCGAAAUAGAAUGGGGUACCGAGAAGACCACAACGCAAAGUCCUUACACAGAUUCAACAGCCGAACAAGAACAAACUACACCCCCAGAUGUAACAACACAGGUGUAUACAUCAGGCACAGAUAGGACCACAACGCAUAGUAGUCCUAGCACUGAAAUAGAACAAACAACAUCCCCAGACAUAACGACUGAAGUGUAUCCAUGUGGAACAGAUAAGACCACAACGAAAAGUCCUAGCACAGAUUCAACAACCGAAAUAGAAUGGGAUGCAGAAAAGACCACAUCGCGAAGUCCUGACACAGAUUCAACGACCGAAAGAGAACUAACAACGUCUCCAGAUGAAACAACAGAAAGCAUAGAUAGGACCACAACGCAAAGUCCUAACACUUAUUCAACAACUGAAAUAGAUCAAACAGCAUUCCCAGAUAUAAAAACAGAAGUGUAUACAACGGGCUCAGAUAGAACCACGAUGCAAAGUCCACACACAGUUCCAACAACCGAAAGGGAACAAACAACAUCUCAAGGUAUAACGACAGAAUUGUAUACAUCGGGGACAGAUAAGACCACAAUGCAAAGUUCUAGCACAGAUUCAACCACCGAAAUAGAAUGGGAUUCAGAGAAGACCACAACGCGAAGUACUUACACAGAUUCAACAGCCGAACCAGAACAAACUACAUCCCCAGGUGUAACAACACAAGUGUAUACAUCAGGCACAGAUAGGACCACAACACAUAGUCCUAGCACUGAAAUAGAACAAACAGCAUCCCCAGAUAUAACGACUGAAGUGUAUACAUGGGGAACAGAUAAGACUACAACGCAAAGUCCUAGCACAGAUUCCACAACCGAAAUAGAAUGGGAUACACAAAAGACUACAACGCGAAGUCCUGACACAGACGCAACGACCGAAAAAGAAGAAACUACAGCCUCAGAUACAACAACAGAUGCGUAUACAACGGCUACAGAUAGGACCACUACGAAAAAUCCUUACACAGAUUCAACAACCGAAAGCGAGCAAACAACAUCCCAAGAUACAACCACAGAAGUGUGUACAUCGGGAACAGAUGAGAUCACAACCGAAAUAGAAUGGGGUACAGAAAAAACCACAAUAGGAAGUCCUAACAUAGAUUUAACGACCAAAAAAGAACAAACAACAGCUGUAGAUAUAACAACAGACGUGUACACAUCGGGCACUGAUAGGACCACAACGAAAAUUCCCGACACUGAUCAUACAACCGAAAUAGAACAAACAACAUCUCCAGAUAUAACCGAAGUAUACAGUACAAAAAGUGAUACAGACUCAACGUUUACAGAGACUAUGAUAACAGACGGAUAUAGCCGUACAACUCAAUCAGAUUAUACUACUCAUAGAUAUUCUGAAACUACUGCGGCUGACAAGGAUUCAACAUCCACAGGCUACACAGAUUCUCCUAGCACCGAAGAGUGCUCAAGCGAUAAGACAAAUUGUUACACUGAUCCUGGUAGCACAAGUUCAACAAAUUCUGCUUUAACAACUGAUUCUAAAACAACAUUUUUAACUACCGAAAACGGAGAUAUUUUAUCAACGGAGAUAACAUCCACAACGUUAAGAGGAACUACGCUUAUAGCAACGGAUAUGACAAACGGCCCAGAUUGUACAACUGAUUUAGAUGAGAAACCUUCGUCGACCUCAACUCCUGAAAUUACAACGCCAGCUAUAUGCUCUCCGGAUGAUUUUGGAAAUAUACCUCAUCCAGAGCUAUGUGAUUCCUAUUACAUGUGUCUUGGUGGUAUAGCAAUUCAACUGUAUUGUCCUACCGGUGAAGAAUUUGAUCCAUAUUCAGGGCAAUGCACGGAAAUAUCUGACAAUGGUUGUUUCGCCAAUAUUCAUCAAACAACUUAUUCUACAACUACUGUUGGUGAGACUGAAGAGACAACAAGUGAAAAAAUGGAAACAAACAGCACACCAGAAAACAAUUAUGAUAAAACUGAUUCAACAGUCACAAUUAUGACUCAACCAACAACUUUACAGGAAACAACACAAGAUCAUACUACAAGUGAUUAUCUAUCAACUUCCGAUUUUGAUAUAACGCAGACGACAGAAAAAGUAUUUACCACUACAUAUGCAGCAACAACAACACAAUCUCAUGAAAAGUCAACAAUAACGACUGCCAAUACCGAGUCUAGCACUGAUGUCCAUAGUACAGCAUCACCGAUAGAUGCAUCAACGGUUACUGCUGAAACAACUACACCAUCUGUAUGUCCACCACGAUUCUUUGGAAAUAUAGCAAAUCCAGAUACAUGCAAUUCCUAUUAUAUGUGUCUUGAUGGUGUGGCAAUUCAUUUAUACUGUCCUAUCGAGGAGGAAUUUAGUCCAGAUACGGGGCAAUGUGAAGUGAUUUCAGAAAAUGGUUGCUAUGCUUCUAGAUACUCCACAACGCCGUUAAGUACAGAGACUGACAACAUGGUCUCUACUCAAACAACAGUAGACGAUGAAGGAGGCAAAAAUACUGACUUACCAGAAUCAUCGACAAGCUAUUAUCACACAACAGAAAAUUUAAGCCCAACAGAAACCACAACUGGUGAAACGAGCUCAAAAGUUACCACUGAAUCAAAUGUUACUGACGAUAGCACUAUAGAAAUGACUUCAGAAUCGUCGAGUACGAUUACUUCCCACGGCCCUACAACUGAUGGAAACAUAACAAUAACAACGGUAAAUGUUGAUAUAACCAACACUACAAUGACCACGAACAGACCUUCAGAAUCUACAACAGUGUCUUCUAAUACAGAUAUAACCACCGAUAAUAAUAUAGUAACAACAGAGAAACACCCGACAGACCAAAUACAUACAACUACUACAUCAAUAACUGAUAUACCCACAAAAUUCACAACAAUAUCUUCCGAAACAGAUGUUACAACUGAUAAGAACACAAUCACCACGGACAUUUAUACAACGGCCGAAGAUACGACGAAAGUAAGUACAUCUGGAACUAAUGUUCCUUCUGAAUAUACGUCAUUACCUACUGAAGUAGAUAUUUCCACUGAUAAAAACGGGGUAACUACGGAUGUAAUAACCACCGACGAAGUUGAUGCGACAACAUUAGUGCCGGAUACUUCAACUAAGUUACCAACUGUAUCUACUGAAACAGAUGUCACAACUAAUAAAAACAUAAUGACAACGAACGUCUUCACUACUAACAAGGUAGAUAACAAUGAAGUUACGACAACAGAAACAUAUAUACCUACAACAUUACCAACUAUGUCUAAUGUGACAAGUGACAGAAACACUAUAACGACGGACACUCUUUCAACUGGUGAAGUAGAUAUUACAAAAAUUACUACAGCAGGCACUACGGAGGAAACGACCGAAGUAUACAGUACAACAACGUCGGAUAAAGUGACAACCGAUAAUAAUAUUAUAUUAACGACGGAAAGUCUCACGACUGAUGACACUUAUACGUCUAAAACAACGGAAAGGGCUACGGAAUAUCCAUCACCUGACGUAACAAAAGGGAUCACGACAGAAGGAGAAAACCUGACAUCAGAUGUUAUAUCUGAAGUAGCAACUUCCACUUUGAAAAGCACACCUGCAUACGAUAACACCGAUCCUAUCGUAACUACGUUACCUACUGAGGUAACCACAUUAAGUAAUAGUGAAGGGACAACCCACAUCUCUAUUGAAACAACUACUCCUUCAAUUUGUCCGUCAGAUUUCUUUGGGAAUAUUCCUCACCCAGAAGAUUGCGAUGCAUACUAUAAAUGUUUAGGUGGUGAAGCUUUUCCUCUUCAUUGUCCACCUGGCGAAGAGUUUGAUCUAAAUACUAAGGAAUGCGAGAUUAUUUCGGAUAACGGCUGCUUUGCUACAAGAGAUCCUACAACGCAUUUAUCGACAGACUCAGGAACAGAAAGUACACCUUACCCAACCACGUCAGAGUAUACUAGUUCACAAACUUCAACUGAUGAUGACCAAGGCGAAUCUAGCGAAUCACUUCAGACCACACCACCAUCUCUUUGCCCAACACAAAAAGCAGAUAUAACAUUGACAUCAACUGAAGCGACAACCCAGGUAUCUACCGAAACAACGACGCCUUCAAUUUGUCCGUCAGAUUUCUUUGGGAAUAUUCCUCACCCAGAAGAUUGCACUGCAUACUAUAAAUGUUUAGGCGGUCAAGCCUUUCCUCUUCAUUGCCCACCUGGCGAAGAGUUUGAUCUGAACACUAAGGAAUGCGAGAUUAUUUCUGACAACGGUUGCUUCGCUACUAGAGAUUCUUCGACACAUUUAUCGACAGACCCAGAGGAAGAGAAUACAACUUAUAGCCCAACUACACUGGAAACUAGCUCUCAAACUUUACCUGAUGAAAACCAGAGUAAAACUAGUCAUAUAACUCCUACGGAAGUAACGUCUGAAGCUUUAAAAGAAGUGACAACCGAUAGUAAUGUAAAUACAACGGAAGUUCCUACGACAGACGAAGUAGAUACGACAUCAUCAUCUACUGAGACUGGGGAGGUCCAAAUUACAACAGAAAAUUCGAAAAAUACUUUAAAUUAUGAAAAUACUGAAAAAGUUUUCUCUACAACAGCCACAGAUCAAACGACAGUUGAUAGUGAAACAACUACAGUUGGAACGACAACUCAACCAUCUAUUGAAACUACUGUACCAUCACUCUGUCCAUUAGACUUCUUUGGAAAUAUAGCUCAUCCAGAAAGAUGUGAUGCAUACUACAUGUGCCUCGGUGGAAAUCCUUUCGAGCUGUAUUGUCCACCAGGCGAAGAAUUUUCACCAAGUGUUGGGAAUUGCGAAGCAAUAUCUGAAAAUGGAUGCUCUGCAAGAAUUGCCGAAAUCAGUACCAAGUUGAACACAGAGAACAAAGACUUAGUGUCAUCAACAGAUAACCCCUAUACUCAAGAAGUGGUAGCUGAAGUCGAGACUACUUCAGAAGUCGAUCAAAGUACAACCACAAUGAUGCCCGCCGAAACCACAACGGAGCUAAUCUGUCCAGCUGACUUCUUCGGGAACGUUGCUCAUCCCCAAGCCUGUGAUACUUACUAUAUGUGUCUAGGCGGAGUGCCCUUGGUCCUAUACUGUCCGCCCGGUGAAGAAUUUGAUGCAAAUAUUGGGGGAUGUGCACUAAUCACAGAAGGUGGUUGCAGUUCCAAAAAGUCUAACGCGCAACAUAGGGAAACCAGACAAACCGAAAAGGUUAAUUCAGAAAUUAUUAAACUUCAAGAUGGUUCCGCACAAAAGAUUGAAGAAUCGCAAUGUCAGCAUAAAUCUGUUGAACUUCAUCCUGAAAAAUGCGACGUUUUCUUCAUCUGCUUGGGAGGAUCUCUGAAAGAAUUCUACUGUCCUACAGGAUAUGAAUUUGAUCCUGUUAUUAAGGAAUGUGUUCAUAUUUCGCAAAAUGGCUGUACUGCAACAAAAAGGGCAGAGUAGGAGAAUUGGGACCUUUGCAGCGACAUCGGACAUCGACUUAUUAUGAAGGAUAUUGAAUAAGAAAAAAUUACCAGUGAAGUAGUUGUGUUAGAUAAACAGUUUAUAAGUGCGGUUUUUAACUCUAAAUUUAUGAAUGGAGGAAAAUGUUUGUCUCCUAGUUACAAUAAUUCUUAUUUGUAAAUUUCCAUUUUCUUAUUAACAAUAUUCAUAUUUGUACAAAGCAACAUACU